This is a messenger RNA of Drosophila melanogaster (fruit fly), 2020 nucleotides long. RefSeq lists its product as uncharacterized. The coding region runs from base 53 to 1948 and encodes 631 amino acids. The transcript has a single exon. Lineage: Eukaryota; Metazoa; Arthropoda; Insecta; Diptera; Drosophilidae. The record is from RefSeq and is marked reviewed.
UUCACACGAAAAAUUAUGGCAACUCUGAUUUGUUGUCGAUAGAAUAAGCGAAAUGUGCUCCUGCAGUAUACGUUGCUGCUUCUUGUAUAGCUUGAUUAUCUUCUCCUUCGUUUAUUACUACAACGAUGUAGUGGUCGACAACAUAAUCUUCGAGGAGCACCAUCUUGUGGAAAAAUACUCUGUGGACACGAAGGGCUGUCGUAUGUUGACUAUGGUUCCCAAUGAAUACGACGUAAUGUUCCUGUGGCGCGGCCUUCGUAGAGACUUUUGCGCCAGCAACCUAAACCUGACGUCCUUCAGCAAUUGCACCUACAACUACCUGAGGACGGAAGUGAACAUGGAGUUGGCUAAAGCGAGGUUCGGCGUCGAGACUUUGGAAAGUUUUAAGUGCAUGUAUUAUGCCAUGGAGCGACACACCGAUUUCGACAAUCGCUACUUGUAUAGUCGGGAAUUCGAGUUGCUAACGGAUGGUAAUAAUACAAUUGAGCCCCAUGCGGAUAUCAUAAGGGCUGAGUGCUUUAUCAACGCUACGAGCAUCUACAACGGAGUUCAUUUUUACGUUCAUCCGACCGACGAAUGGCUGCGCACCGCCCAGGGUCUCCCACCUCUGAAGCUGGCUUCCGACGUCGGCAGUUUGUCAGUGUUGAUCGUGGGCCUAGAUUCUAUUUCCCAAAUGCAUUUCCACAGGAGCAUGGCUCGCACAGCCAACUUUCUGCUAUCACUUCCGCACGUGGAACUUAAGGGGUUCAAUCGGUUGGGUGAGGACGGCUUCGAUAGUCUGAUGCCGUUGCUUAGCGGUCUAAGUGGGCAGGAAUUGAAGGACGUUUCGUCGAACCUCAGCAGUCUGGACAGCUGUCCUUUUAUCUGGAAGGUUUUCCAAAAAGCCGGCUACGAAACGGGCCUGGGAGAGGACAACAUAGACAAGAGUCUGUUCGUGAAGGGGUUUCGUAAGCCGCCAACAGACUUUUACUUACGGCCUGCUCUUCUAGAGAUGUGGCUGAAAACGAGAACGGACGGAUUAUUUGGCACACACUGCAACGAGAAGGACAAUUACGCAAUGGUGCUUAGGGAGUUCUUAUUCAAGAUGCUUCCUCAUCAUACAUCGCACAGGUUCUUUACGUUCCUUUGGUGGACCCAGGGCAUCGAUCACUUGUUUAACUAUGGACGGAAACUGGACCAACCAUUCCUGAAAAUGUUCAAAGCCAUAGGACGGAGUGGUCUGCUUAAGAACACGGUGCUUUUGGUGGUUUCCAACCAUGGGUUAAAUAAAGGCCGAUUUUACAAAACCGUGCAGGGCAAAGUGGAGGAGAGUCAACCCCUGGCGAUACUUUGCUACCCCAGGUGGCUGGAAGAACGAUAUCCGCAGGCCAUAGGCAAUUUAAAGAGUAACAAUCGUCGUCUGGUCACCGCCUUUGAUUUACAUGCCACUCUCCAGAACUUACCUAACCUGACCUCCCUGGAAGAUGAGCAACUGCAGCAGCGCAGAGUGGAUUUAUGGGCAAUGGGGAAAGACAUUCCGCGAGGAAUAAGUCUUUUCUUGCCCAUUCCAGACCAUAGAGACUGUUUCUUGGCCGCCAUACCCACGGCGAACUGCCUGUGUCAGCAGCCUAGAAAUGUCUCGACUUCAGAUGGCUAUGUUCAGCGGGCAGCCCGUCUCAUUAUUCGAAACCUCAAUAAGAUGAUCCACACACACACUCCGCCUUGCAAGACUUUAUACCUGGAUCGGGUAUUGACUGCCGAUAAGUGGAGACGCAUCGCAGAUGAGCAUCAGUCGGAAUUUAGGGUGCGACUGAUAGCCACUCCUGGCGAGGGUCAGUUUGAAGGAAUCGUUAGGUAUACAGGAUAUAAGCUAGCUGUAGACGGGCAUAUAUCACGCGUUAAUGACUAUAGAAAUGGCUCGCAGUGCAUUAGGAACUACUUGAUUGAAAUGUAUUGCUUUUGUCCUUAAGCCAACACUUAUCUCAUUUCAAAUUCUUUUAUUUAUAACUUGUAAACUAAUAUUACAUUAAUAGUUUUUGGC